AUGAUUCGUCCUCAGAGCCGGCGCCAGGCUUCCCUGCAUGUUGCAGCAAUUCGCAAUUGGAAGUUUUACGCGACGACGCUCAAUUUCCCCGCUGACUUCGAGGUGACGACGGCGUGCCAAGUUUAUGAAAGUUGGAUUGUGGGCGAUGUUGAAACAGCCUGGGAUGACGCAGGACCAGCCUCUUCUCCACUGCACCUAGACCGUGUUCCGGAGGCUCCAACAUGGCACCAUGAAGCCCCAUUACUCGCGUCCAAAAGUGACAGCCUGCCAACUGCGACGGCGCCACUGGGCGGCCUCGAGUUCCAGAUUUAG
This is a messenger RNA of Trichoderma virens Gv29-8, 312 nucleotides long. RefSeq lists its product as uncharacterized. NCBI's taxonomy places the organism in Eukaryota, Fungi, Ascomycota, Sordariomycetes, Hypocreales, Hypocreaceae. Bases 1 to 312 code for a protein of 103 amino acids. The transcript has a single exon. The record is from RefSeq and is a predicted model, not a curated record.